Messenger RNA from Onychostoma macrolepis, 652 nucleotides. RefSeq names its product C-C motif chemokine 4 homolog. Gene Ontology annotation, cellular component: extracellular region. Bases 132 to 416 code for a protein of 94 amino acids. The record is from RefSeq and is a predicted model, not a curated record. The transcript has 4 exons. Gene Ontology annotation, molecular function: chemokine activity; CCR chemokine receptor binding. Gene Ontology annotation, biological process: cellular response to interleukin-1; inflammatory response; immune response. NCBI's taxonomy places the organism in Eukaryota, Metazoa, Chordata, Actinopteri, Cypriniformes, Cyprinidae.
AUGAAAAUAAAUGAGUGAUUUAAUGCACCAGCUUUGUACCACAAGAGGAGCUGUGGCAGAGCGGACGUGAUUCUCCUGCUUCUUCAUUUUCUCCUGUUAUAGGCUUACAGUCUGAAGAAACAUCUUGAAGAAUGAGACGCCUGAUCUCUGUGCUGUUCCUGGUGAUCUUCUGCUCUGAGCAGAUGACUUCAAGCGCUGUCAUUCAUAUUGAUUCAGCACAAUCUAAGUGUUGUGUAGAGUUCACUGAUCUGAAGAUUCCUGUGAAAAUGGUGUCGACUUACUACUGGACCAGCAGCAGCUGUCCCAGACGAGCUAUUGUGUUUCUGACAAAAUCAGGGAGAGAGUUCUGUGUAGAUCCAGAGACCGUCUGGGUGAGCGGCCAUAUUGAUAAAGUGGACAAAAGAACAACAGUCUAAAAGAAGCUACACUGUUUCUCUUCGAACUGUGCAUUUCAUAUUGUAUAUUCAAACCUUGUGCUAUUUCCAAUGUGUAUAUAAGUAUUUUAAUUUUACAGAAUAAUUUAUGUGAUUGGGUUCAGCUGUUUUAAUAAAAUAUAUAUCAAUGAUAAAAUGAUCAUAAUAUAGUAAUGUUUUUAUUCUCUAUUCCAUACAUGUAUAUUACGGUAAAUGUUAUUAAAGUGUGUGUGCGUGCA